Molecule: messenger RNA, 1029 nt
Organism: Fraxinus pennsylvanica
Lineage: Eukaryota; Viridiplantae; Streptophyta; Magnoliopsida; Lamiales; Oleaceae
Source: the annotation of a GenBank genome assembly
AUGUACAAUCGUCUUAUGGAGCACUACAUGAAUCAAAUUUAUCAACAGAAGAAGCUAGUAGAAGGAGAACCUGGUGUAGAUGAUGACUCAAUUCCCAACAAAAAGGAAUCUACCCUCCACCUCGUCCUCCGUCUCCGCGGUGGCGCCAAGAAGCGCAAGAAGAAGACUUACACCAAGCCUAAGAAGAUUAAGCACAAGAAGAAGAAGGUAAAGCUAGCCGCACUCCAGUUCUACAAGGUUGAGGAUUCUGGCAAGGUACAGAGACUGCGUAAGGAGUGCCCAAAUGCUGAAUGUGGCGCCGGAACUUUUAUGGCUAACCAUUUUGAUCGUCACUAUUGUGGUGGUUAUCGUGUCGGGGUGCAGGUGGCAGCGAUGAUGGAGUGUGCACUUGCUGGUAAAUUUUGGUUUGAAAGAAGGGUAAAGCUCCUUGCUGGUCUUAACAGGGGUGUGCACUUGCUGCAAAUUCCUGCUGAAGUUCAUGAGGCCGAGCUUCCUUUUAUGAUUCCACAUGUUAAAGCAUCUUCUCCUCCUAUAUCUUCUUCAAUCCAGAAGUUACUUCCCAACUCAUCAGACUUUUCUCUUCAAGGAUUUCCCUUGGUUAAUAUGGACCGUCCACCUCAAUCUACUUGGAUAACUAGCAGCAGCGGUGGGGAUGAUACUACUGCGAAAAUCGAAAGUAUGAUGGAGGUGGCAGGGGUGGUGCUGGGGCCUCAUCCUCAAAGGAGCACCACCCUUUAUCUCAAGCAGAAAGGGCCGAUUACCAGAGAAAAAAAAUCAAGCUAUUAUCAAUGCUUGAUGCGGCACAUGGAAGAUACAUACGAUACUGCGAACAAAUGCAGGCAAUGGGAAAAUGAUGUUACAAUUAGUAUUGGGUUGACAAAGGGAGACACACCAAAGCUUAAGCUGCUUGAACAAAAGUUUAGACAACAAAAAUCCCUUCAUCACAUGGGAAUGCUGGAUCCUGAAGCCUGGAGGCCCCAGAGAGGAUUGCCUGACCGUUCUAUUAACAUUUUGAGGGCUUGGCACUGA